Mesocricetus auratus (golden hamster) is the source of this 2398-nucleotide messenger RNA. It is a transcript of the gene Dusp5, whose product is annotated as dual specificity phosphatase 5. The transcript is spliced from 4 exons. Gene Ontology annotation, molecular function: MAP kinase tyrosine/serine/threonine phosphatase activity; protein tyrosine/threonine phosphatase activity. Gene Ontology annotation, cellular component: cytoplasm; nucleus. The record is from RefSeq and is a predicted model, not a curated record. Gene Ontology annotation, biological process: protein dephosphorylation; endoderm formation; negative regulation of MAPK cascade. Lineage: Eukaryota; Metazoa; Chordata; Mammalia; Rodentia; Cricetidae. The coding region runs from base 183 to 1337 and encodes 384 amino acids.
GGCUUUCUGGGGCGGCGAGUGGCGGGGCCGGGUGCCGAUCCGAGCCUCGCGGGGCGGGAAGAGCGCGGGCCCCUGGCGCCGGGCUCGGUUCGCCAGGCCACAGCCCCGAGGGGUGGCUGGCCGCCUGCACGCUGGCUUUGGGCAGCUGCGGGGCGCGCAGCCCCGGGCGGCUGGGCGGCGGCAUGAAGGUCACGUCGCUCGACGGGCGCCAGCUGCGCAAGAUGCUCCGCAAGGAGGCAGAGGCGCGCUGCGUGGUGCUCGACUGCCGGCCCUACCUGGCCUUCGCCGCGUCGAGCGUGCGCGGCUCGCUCAACGUCAACCUCAACUCGGUGGUGCUGCGGCGGGCCCGGGGCGGCGCGGUGUCUGCGCGCUACGUGCUGCCCGACGAGGCGGCGCGCGCCCGGCUGCUGCAGGAGGGCGGCGGCGGCGUGGCGGCGGUGGUCGUGCUGGACCAGGGCAGCCGCCACUGGCAGAAGCUGCGGGAGGAGAGCGCCGCGCGCGUCGUGCUCACUUCGCUGCUGGCCUGCCUGCCCGCCGGCCCGCGGGUCUACUUCCUUAAAGGGGGGUAUGAGGCCUUCUACUCGCAAUACCCUGAGUGCUGUGUGGAUGUGGAGCCCGUGUCAGAAGAGAAGGUGGAGACUGAGAGGGGCCUCCUCGGCCAGUGCGGAAAGCCCGUCCUUAGUGUCACCUCCAGGCCAGCCUAUGACCAGGGUGGCCCAGUUGAAAUCCUUCCCUUCCUCUACCUUGGAAGUGCCUACCAUGCAUCCAAGUGCGAGUUCCUCGCCAACCUGCACAUCACAGCCCUGCUGAAUGUUUCCCGCCGGACCUCUGAGGCUUGCACUGCCCACCUACACUACAAAUGGAUCCCCGUGGAGGACAGCCACACCGCUGACAUUAGCUCCCACUUUCAGGAAGCGAUAGAUUUUAUUGACUGUGUCAGGGACGGAGGAGGCAAGGUCCUAGUCCACUGUGAGGCUGGGGUCUCCCGGUCACCCACCGUCUGCAUGGCGUACCUCAUGAAGACCAAGCAGUUGCGCCUGAAGGAGGCCUUCGAUUACGUCAAGCAGAGGAGGAACGUGAUCUCUCCCAACUUCGGCUUCAUGGGACAGCUCCUUCAGUAUGAGUCUGAGAUCCUGCCUUCCACCCCCACCCCCCAGCCUCCCUCCUGCCAGGGGGAGGCAGCCAGUUCCCCGUUUACAGACCAUUUACAGACACUGAGCCCUGAUAUGCAGGCUCCCUACUGCGCCUUCCCUACCUCAGUGCUGCCACCGGUGCCCGCCCACUCCACGGUCGCCGACUUCCACAGGAGCCCUGUGGCCACAGCCACUUCCUGCUGAGGCUGGGAUUGGCUGCCAGCGAAUCCCCAAGAGCAACUGUGAUUUUUGUUUGUCUUUUUUUAAACUUGUGGACAUUUCAUACCUGUGCAAUACUGAAGACCUCUCUCCGUCCCGCUGCCCCAGUGAGAUGGUGAUGGUCACCAGCUCGCAGGCGCACUUGAGACGGACCCCGGGGAGAGCUUCCUGGGGACCGUAGGAAGGCCAAGCCAUGACCUAGCACGGCAGUGCUGACUACUGUACUUCAGAACCCUGCCCACUCAGGGCCUCCUGGUCCUUGCACCUCAGAAGUUCGCCUUUUCAUUUCCAAGCGUAAAGGCAGUGAACACCCACAAAAGUGGGGGCGAGAUGCCGCUGGACCAGGGGAGAAGGCAGCGACGAAGCCAAUUCAUUUCGAAGGAAGCACAAUUUUCACUGUUUUUUUUUUUUUCUUUGAACUUUGGCAAGCUUUGUCUGUCUCUGUCGCUUCAGGGAAAUAAAGCUGGUCACCACCCAGGCAGAGACGUUAGCUCUGCUAGAUUUGUCCAGUCGGAAGAUCCCGCCGAUCUGAGUUCAGAAGUGUUUCUGAGAUUGUCUCGGGUCCCGUGAAAGCUGUUGGCUGAAGGAGAGGAUGCUGGGCCGUCUGGUCUCUCUCAACCGUGGACUCUGGCGUGGUUUUGAUGCAUACUUGAACCUGUGUCCCAUCGCACCUCUCUCUGAGCAGCUUUGCUGUUGCUCAGACCAACAGUCGCCGCGUUGAGGAGGUGACGGUGAGUGCCCAGAGGAAGGGGCAGCGCACUGUGAUCUGGGCCAGUGGCGGUUUCAGUACCUACUCAGCUUGGUGUCCUUGCUUCUGUGUCGUCCCGUUGUGACGUCCCUGCCCCUGAGAGGUUGUCUUCGAGCUACUGAUGCUGGGAUUUGCGUCUUCGGCAGUGUGGUACUACUUAGGCUCUUUGAUAGGUUGUCUCUCCAGGGGAAAGGCAAUAAAGUCCCCCAAACCCGUGCGAAUGUGAAGAAAAGCGCCUAUGUUGCUGGCUGUUGUUGUUUUUUUACAUAGUGUAAAAUAAAAGUGACGUAAAGGAAAA